Molecule: messenger RNA, 6882 nt
Organism: Nerophis ophidion (straightnose pipefish)
Lineage: Eukaryota; Metazoa; Chordata; Actinopteri; Syngnathiformes; Syngnathidae
Product: RIMS-binding protein 2
Exons: 29
Coding region: 860-6358 (1832 amino acids)
Biological process (GO): neuromuscular synaptic transmission
Molecular function (GO): protein binding
Source: RefSeq, a predicted model, not a curated record
CCUGUCGUGUCUUCUUGCAUCUGGAUUAUAGCAGUACAAUGCACUGAUGAGAAUGGAGGCACAGUGGAAGAGCUAAACAACCCCAGACAUCUAUGCCUUACUGGUGGAUUGAAAUGCGUCCUGUUGUGUGGAAUCUUUUUUUGCUAUAUUGUGUAAUGUUUCUCUAUUUUUUCUGGAUAUCUCACUGCCUGUCAGGUGACAGUGGUAAGACAUGGAUAGACAGUCUCUUUUUGUAAGAAAUUGUUACUUUGAAGCUUAACUUUACUGAGAAGUGUGGUCAAGAAUGCUAACAUGAAACUGACUGUACGGAAUUUACAUCAGACCCAGCCCAAAAGAUGUCCUAUUUCUUUAGAGCGCAUCGUCUUUGUUUUGAAAAACGUCAUUGCUCAGACGGGGACUUGAUGCUCUUACAAGAAUGAUCUUUUAAUGAUGCAGAGCAGUGACUAUAGUAUUGGGAGUAUCUUUGAAAAAGAGAACACCCUUUGAUGUAUCAACUACAAGGAUUCAGAAAUGUGAACGAAUUUGAGAUUGCAAACAAUUGUGGUUUUGUGAUCAUGUGACAUUUCAGCUUGGCUGUGAAAAAACACUUCUGUGUAUGGUCUGGUCUGCCUUAUGAUUCCAGGCAAAACUUUUCAGAUUUGUUUCAUUUUUUUUUAUCCAAUUCAAAGUCAGCUUCAGCAUAAUAUUGUCAUUGCUGUCUCUCCUUGACUAACCAUGUGAUUUAUGACCUGUCGACUCAACUAGAGAUGCCUAUGCCUAAGUCUCUAAAGUAAACAUGGAGAAAUCUUGAGGAAAAAAGCAACAAGAGUUGAAGAAAUCGGAACACAGGGAUGAUAAACAAGGGCUGUCGGACAAGGCCAUGGUAGCCCGGGCUGAUAUCACUUUAUCAACAACGUUAAGAAAGAGACACCAUUCACUUUAUGCAAACCUCAACAGACUUGAAACAGAAAAGCAACACAAGAAUGGCGCAGACCACCGGUUUCUUGUACAGCAGAACUUUGAACUUUUGCGAGCUCUGGGGGAGCUUGAGAAGACUUGCAGCAUACUGAGGGAGGAAAAUAGUCUGCUGCGGAAGAGCAGUGCUCCAGAGACUGAAGAGAAGGUCAAGCGACUAAGGAAGAAGAACACAGAGCUGGCUGUUCUUGCCAAGAGGCUGGAGGAAAGAGCCAGAAAACUGCAGGAAGCCAACCUCAAAAUGGGUUCCCCAGUCCCUUUGAACGGACGAGAAUUGGAAAAGCUUCUCAGGCAGUCUCAGAUGGAGGUGCUUCGCCUCCAAAGGCAACUGUCUAUCACGUCAUCUAUUCAGCGUACAAUCCAUAAUCCUGAUCCUGGUGGAGCAGAGAACUGUGAGGAACCUACUGAGGAAGAGUGUGCGGAAAAAAAGGAGAGUGAGUUGACCAAGAAAAGAAAAGAAUGUGAAAGUCUUGAGCAUGAAGUAAAGAAGCGGAAGAGGAAAUGUCUAGAUUUGGAGAGCCGGCUUGAGGAUGAGCAGGCCAAAAAUGCGCAACUAAAGGAGGAGGCAGAUCUCCUCAGGAGGAAGACACAACUGCUCAAAAAGAAUCGAGUUGAGAAUGAUGAGCUGAGGGAAGAACUCUCUAAAGUGACCGCUCAACACAAUUACGUUCUCGAGGAGAAUCAGCGACUCCGUGCCAAACUGGAGAACCUAGAGCAGGUCCUAAAGCGUAUGCGAGACGUCGCUGAGCGAAGGCAGCAGUUGGAACUGGAACAUGAGCAGGCUCUGGCUAUCCUUAAGUUCAAACAGGAUGAAAUCAAGCGCUUACAACUAGCUCAGUUAUUUGCCAGGAGAGAACAUGAAGGGGUGGUUCAGAUGCUGGAGAGUACACUGGACUGCAUGCAGUCAAAGGUACGAGAUCUGGAGGAGAAAUGUCGCAGCCAGAGUGCACAGUUUGGCUUGUUGUCCCAAGAGUUGGAGAACUUUCGACUUCAAGCCUCAAAGGCCGACCUUGCUGGGUCAGGCCUUCUUAUGAAUUCCAGCUUUUCUGUUCUGACCAAUGGAGUGGGCCUGUCCUGCGAGCAAGACUACACAGAUAGCUCAUGGGAUAUGGAGUCACUGAGUGAAAUAGCCUUCUGGAGUCUCGAGAGAGGUGACAAUCUUUCCUCCCCUGAGGAUGUUGCAGCUACACUGCGGAUGGGGACUACCCCACACACUGGGGGUCUGCCUAGGGUGGAGCGCUCUCCUGUCACCAAACACAGAGAGCUUCCCACCAUCAGUGUCAGCAAGUCAGCCUCAUCCUCAAGCAAGUCUGAGACUACAAACGUCACCUCCAAGUCUAACACCCAUCUUACUCCACAUAAGUCAAGCCCAGCACAUGAGGUUGACACCGCUAGUGAAGUGGAGGAACUGGACAUUGACAUUGCCCUCGCACCUUACACAGCCAGCAGAGAAACAGCCAAGCUCCAGGUUUUUAUUGCACGAUACAGCUAUAAUCCUUAUGAUGGCCCUAAUGAUAACCCCGAAAUGGAACUACCACUCACUGCUGGAGAAUACAUCUAUGUGUAUGGAGGCAUGGAUGAUGACGGCUUCUAUGAAGGUGAGUUAAUGGAUGGAAGGAGAGGGUUGGUCCCCUCUAAUUUUGUGGAACGCCUUUCGGAUGACGAUGUAAUGGGCUCUCACCCUGAGGAGACGAGUGACAUGUCCCACAACACCUUGCUAAACAGCAGUUUGCACAGUGCCAGCAACCAGCAUCACCUCCACACAGGUGUACACGCCUCAGAGAGGACGGAGGCCUUUUCUGCCUCUGGCCCCGCCUCAGCCUCUUCCAAUUCAGCCUUGGGUGUCUCAGCCCCCCUCACCAAUGGCCUGGACUUGGAUUUGGAGGAGAUGGAAGUGGACACUGUGCCUUACCCUCGUAAGCUCAAACUCAUCAAGCAGCUUGCCAAGAGCAUCAUCAUCAGCUGGGACCCUCCACUGGUGCCGGCUGGGUGGGGCAACGUGUGGAGCUAUAAUGUGUAUGUGGACCAGGAGCUACGGCUUAAUGUGCCCUUCGGUGCCCAAACCAAAGCUGUGUUAGAGAGACUUGACAUCAACCUCAAGGCCUACCGUGUAUCUGUGCAAAGUCUGACAGAGAAGGGCCUCUCAGACCAGCUGCGCUGCAGCAUGCUGAUUGGCCGUGACGUAUGUGUGGCACCUACACAGCUGCGUGUGGACAGCAUCACUGCCACCUCUGCCAGCCUGUCCUGGCUGCCCUGCAACAGUAACUAUGUGCACAUUGUGUCCUUGAAUGAGCAAGAGUGUGAGCUGGUGAAGGCUGGAUGCUAUUCGCUGUGCCUCAAUAAACUCUUACCCAGCCAGCAGUACACAGUCAAAGUGGAGGCACGGCCACAUCGCACAGCAUGGGAGUUACCUGUGGAGCGACGUGAACACAGAAGUGCUACCAUCAAUUUCAGCACGUUAAUGGCAGUUUCAAGCGCACAGUCUGGGAACAAAGGUCCUCCUGAUGCUCCACUGGAUGUACAGUUGGAGCACGGUCCUUCCCCAGGGAUAGCCCUUAUCAGUUGGCUGCCAGUCACUAUUGAUAAUGCUGGAACCUCCAAUGGAGUCCAUGUCACUGGGUACACCAUAUAUGCAGAUAAGAAAAAGGUAUUAGAGGUGUCCUCCCCAACAGCCGGCAGUGCUUUGCUGGGCCCUUCCCAAAUCCAAUCUCUGCAGACAGCUCAGGAUCUCACUGUCAGGACCAUGUCUGCCCAUGGGGAGUCCUCUGACUCUUUUCCAGUUAAUGUGCCCUCCAAGCUUGCCGCUAUCAUGGCUGGCCCCGCUGCCGCCACCCUGGUAGUACCAACCCUUGCCUGCACCCCUGUUAGACCCACAAAUCUAUCCAGGCAGCUUACUUUUGAGAACUCCGCUGCCAAAGUCUCCAUUACUGGCCUCACAGUGGAUGAUGUUGCCAACUGUCUUCAUAUACCACCCUCAGAGGCCUUUUUGUCAUCAGCGUCAUUUGCGAAGGCAUUGACCAGCCCUCUUAGUGCUGUUUCCAUUGCUGCAUGUGAAGCCACAUUACCCGUUACCUCCACCGUCACACCAGUGAUGAAUAUGACACCCCCCACCUCCUCAGCUCUCCAACCAUCUCCUGUAAUAAAACCUGUGCCUGCAGAGACAACUGUGACCCAAGUGGUCACGUUAGAGCAGCGCAGGAAUACCGACAGCCCUGGAACAAUCCGUCCUUUCCCGUCCAUUUCAGAAUUCAUUGAGGAUCCCUGUGCCAUACACGGAACCCCAGAGCGCAUUCCCACUCCGCCUAAAACCCCGAUUACAGACCUACUGAACCCACAAGACACUCUAAUCCUUCGACCCCCCAGUACUUCAUCACUGGACUCUGAGGUUGACGAGGAACUCGAGAACAAACGCUUGGUUUCCAUUGAGGAUUUCUUGAGGCAGGACCAUGACACAAUGUACGACAAUAUGCAGAAGGGUUGUAACAGAGGGCUAGUGGAGCAUCUCACUGACAACAUUCGAUCAGAUCUGUUUGACAUCCUCGAAGAGGAAGAAGAGGACCUAAAUUCUGAUCACUUUAGGGAAGCAUCAACCAGGGAAUACACAAUCAUAGCGAACAGGUUACGCAAAUCCGAGCCUUCAGAUAGUGGUGAAGAUAUUCUUGAAAGAAUUCUCAAGUUGCCCCCUCAGGUUUACCACAACAAGCAGCUGUUCAGCAUUCCUGAGGUAACAGAGGAUGAAGACGGUGUUCGGGAAGAACCAUUACCUCAUCGCAAACAGGUUCAGUUGAGGCCCAGCCACCUUCACCCCGGAGACGCAGAACAACUCCAUAAUGUUUUACAACGUCACCCUCCAUACUCCAACUCUAACUUUCCCCCUCAGCACCACCACUUUAACAGUGAUCCCAGAUCCCUAACCAAAGAUUCUUUGAGGCGAGGACCCUUACAAGUCAAGCCCAAGUUGCAGUACAGAGUCCACUAUUCAGAUGCAGAAAACACUGUAAAUUAUCCUAGUGAAAAUGUAGUGUGUUUAUGUGAAGGUCCGACCAACAGGCGUGUGUCUGUUCACUGUCCUCCCCAGUCCACCCCCAACAAACACAGGAUACCACUUAGAGGUUUAGAGGACCGCCUUAAGAGGGAGGCCAUGCUAAGGAGUCAGAUGGCUGCAGGUUAUGAGCCUACUACACCAAGACCUUACCCAUUCAGCCAAUUAGUACGUCCUGUAAGGUCACAUAGUGGAGGGAUGGCGAUUGAUGUGGAGUACGACACAGAUGACGUCAAUAAACCAGGAGCGUGCACUUCAGGGGAGGUGGUGAUGGAACAGCUGAGCUCAGAGUGGUGGAUCGAGGGGGCUGAAAUGGAGCAUAUUGGACCCUCCUACGACCAGGGGAAAAAGGCAGAUUCUUUGGAGCCCCAUAAGAUAUCAAGAUGUGAGGCAGUUCCAUCGUGGGUGCAUGAUUCCGAGCAAACAUCUAAAGCAGUUGUUUUGGAAGACAAGCGGCUCAAAGGUUGUUUCGAAUCACCAAAGACAAAAGGAGACACACGCAUCUUUGUAGCCCUCUUCCCCUAUGAUCCUGCCACCAUGUCACCUAACCCGGAUGCUUCCGAGGAGGAGUUGCUGUUUAGAGAGGGACAGAUCAUCACAGUUUAUGGGGAUAAAGACUCAGACGGGUUCUACCAAGGGGAGUCUGGUGGUCGUUUGGGAUAUGUUCCUUGCAACAUGGUGUCUGAGAUACAGGUAGAGGAUGAGGAAACACGGCAGCAAUUAUUGCAGCAGGGGUUCUUAUCUACAGAGGCCUCGAUGGAGAAGAUAGAUCCAAGCCAGGUAGCUGCUACAUGUGCAAAGGGAAAGCCAGUCCAAGGAUCUCGCAAGAUGGUGGCAAUUUUUGAUUACGAUCCACGAGAAAGCUCCCCCAACACUGAUAUAGAGGUUGAGUUGACCUUCAGCGCCGGAGACGUCAUCAAUGUGAUUGGCGACAUGGAUGAAGAUGGCUUCUUCUAUGGUGACUUGCAUGGACAACGAGGGUUGGUGCCCUCUAAUUUCCUGCAGGCUUUUCCAGAGAAGGCCCCAGCCGAAGAUUUUUCAGCUCAGCCUGCACAAGAACACAAGAAAGAAUCACAGGGAACUUCAUCUACAGAACCGCAGGAACCGGAUCUGUAUUCAAUCCAAGACACUUUUAAUCUACAACCAGAACCUGCCUUCCCUAAUCGACUAGCGCACGUAGACCCACUUCCCCAUCUUCAACUUCCUGGCAGAACCACAUCAAACUUGGUUCCAGUUCAUGCCUCUCCUCCAACCCCCCAGCUGCAGACUGACUCCUCUACACCGGCCAAGAAGAAGAAAAGAGGAAUUUUCUCCAAAGGCAAGAAACUGUUCAAAAGAUUUGGAUUCAGCAAGAAAGAAUGAAAGGCAGGAUGUCUAAUUUGACUCUUGAUUGCAUUUCAAGCACUUUCGUCAUCUUCAAUGUUAAUCUCAGUCUGUGCAAUUGGUGGCUAUCAGAUUUAAGAAGUACAAUAUAUAUUAAUACUUAUACAUUAACUGGAAAUGGUAGAUUCACUGAAGAAUUGUGCAAGCCCAUAUUAAUGACUCACAGUACAAUCAGGCUUUAAUAAUCUGUAGUUAUCUUUCUGGUUCUCUCAUCUUUGGAGAAAUCCACAGGCCAGGACUGGACCCGCUACAACUGCAUGGAACACCGCACAUAUGGCUACACUUACAGUAAAGUGCAGAACCUACACUUUAAUGUUAAUUAUAAUAGAAUGGCCUGCCUUGUAGUCUCUUCAAUACAAAGCUGUACUCCAGCAAAUACUCUUGGAACUUGAAUACCUCUACAGUACAGUAUAGACAAAGAUUCCAGGAUUCAAGUUGGAGAAGUCUGAUCUGAUUAUCAUCCUGGCUGUUGAUUAAUUUGACAUUAAACCUUCAGAUAUUAA